UGAUAGUCCUUGAGCCUGGCCAAGUGCGGCUCAGUAAUGCCUCUUACGGAAUGACGACGCGUCACAAGUGCCGAGUUAUUCUAUUCUAGCAACAUAGAUGGGCCGCCCAGAUUCUGUUUAAUCCUAUGGAAUAGAUCCAUACAGCACUCUCUCGUUGUGCUCCGAGUGAACUCGGGAAUUGCAUAUUUGUUGCACUUUCAAUAGUCCCAAAUGCUGCAUCGUGAAAUCCAACUAAGCUGAGGAAUUUGUUCUAACAUGACAGCGCAAUGAAUAUCAGCACUAAUUAGGCACAAGAACCCUACGAAACGGCUGGGCAUUUCUAUCUUCGGUGUUGCUUAUGAAAGCUCGCUACCCUGCUGCGGGAACGAUCUGCGGGUUCGGAUGGAUUAUGACAGGGGGGCGGUAAUCCUCAGAUGAUCCUUCAACAGCACGUUGUUGACUGUGCAAACUACAGCCACCAAUGUUCUACGUUAUUGUAUCAUGUUUCUACACAGAAGCUAUUACCGAUGGCGCAGCGGCGAUGUAAAGAAGCGGCUCCGUGGCCUGGCUUCGGUCACUCCAGACUGAAUUCUAUUAUAUAUAGAUCAUCCAUCUUCCUCGAGAGUGGUCUAAUCAAAUCAACAUAGAUCAACACCAAAACCACUAUCAACGAACAUCAAAGCAGGCCACAAUACAACAACGCCAACACCAGAAUCAAUAUCUAGAGUACUACCGACUACAACAUUCAAAAUGAAGGCUUCUCUAUCUCUGGUUUCCAUUUUCGUCAGCUUUUGCUUGACAGGCGUCCAGGCCGAGCUACCAUACAACGUUCCUCAAAUACGACGAGACAACGGCCCUCCCGUCUUCCCGCCGAACCACGCUGGUGAAUACCAUCUUCCCAGCGGUUACCCUCACCACUCGCACACAUCGUACCCCACACCCACAGGCCAACCCGCCCCGACAGGCGGUUACCCUCACUACCACCACCAACCUCCGCGAGACCUUCCCAAGACCUUCGUAACAGUCACCGGAACCGGCUCCGGCUACCCUCUUCCAACCGGUGGCUUCCCGUUCCCGACCGGUAGCCCCAACCAAUUCCAGCCCACUCCGUGUGAGACUGUUUCCGACUGCAAGGACACAUUCUGCGCUCAAGUAGGUCUGGGUGUUCAGUGCUCGCAAAAGAGCAACGGAAAGUUCUGCGGCUGCACACUUCCAUCAUCGUCUUAAGGCGCGACACGACCGUCAAUGAUUUUGGCUCAAUAUUGUAGAAUUACUCGCAUGGCAUAGGCGUUGGUAUUGGAAUUCUAAUGGUGGUUUUGUUUUGUUUGGUCUAGAAAAAGUUUAGAUAUUUUGGGGGUUAUUUAUACAGG
Molecule: messenger RNA, 1349 nt
Organism: Hypoxylon trugodes
Lineage: Eukaryota; Fungi; Ascomycota; Sordariomycetes; Xylariales; Hypoxylaceae
Exons: 3
Coding region: 730-1206 (158 amino acids)
Source: RefSeq, a predicted model, not a curated record